AUGGGACCUGGUGAAACAGUUAAUGACUACACAAAACAAUUACAUGAAGAGUUUGAUAUGGUAGUAGGUGAAGUGGAUUGUUAUCUUGGCUUGCAAUUCCAAAGAUUUAAUUACUGUAUGAAGAUUAAUCAGACUACAUAUGUGAAAAGAGUGUUAGCCAAGUAUCAUAUGACUGAUGCAAAGCCAAUAUCAUUACCAAUUAAGCCUGGAUUGAUACCUGGUAAUUCACCACCAGCUACUGCCACAGGCGCUUACCAAGAAAUUAUAGGCAGUCUCACAUAUUUAACAUUGGGGACAUGUCCAGCUCUAGCAUAUGCUGUAAAUGUUGCUUCAAGAGCACACGAUUCGCCUAACAAAGCACACCUAACAUUAAUCAAACGAAUUCUUAGCUAUUUGAAGGGUGCAGAAAAUGAUGGAAUCCAGUUUAGGAAAACGAACAGUUCUGAUAUAGAAGGUUAUAGGAAUGCUGAUUAUACAGAUGAAAAAUUGACUAGACGUUCAACAAAUGGAGUUUUAAUGAAGUUUUGUGGUGGACCAGUAUUGUGGUAA
This is a messenger RNA of Schistocerca serialis cubense, 549 nucleotides long. RefSeq lists its product as uncharacterized. Bases 1 to 549 code for a protein of 182 amino acids. The record is from RefSeq and is a predicted model, not a curated record. Lineage: Eukaryota; Metazoa; Arthropoda; Insecta; Orthoptera; Acrididae. The transcript has a single exon.